CCCCAGAGCCAGGCCGCUGAGGUCAUCACAAGUUGGAAUACAGGGUUUAUACCAUCUUAAGGAAAACAAGGUUUGAAACAUGGCAUCCAUUCCAUCAAGUGGCUCUCUUGUCACAACCCAUGACUAUUACCGCAGACGCCUGGGAUCCACCUCCAGUAACAGCUCUUCUGGGAGUGUGGACUAUUCUGGAGAGGUUAUGCCUCACCACCCAGGUCCAAAGUCAGAUCCUGGUCACUGGUGAGCCAGCUUCUUCUUUGGUAAACCAUCACAUCUCACCAUGACCACUGAUUCAAAAUCCCCAGAGAACUCAGGAAGCUUCCGCAUGACCAGUGGCCUGCUCCCAUGUGGCCUGGCUCUGGAGACGGUGACAAAGAACAAUGUCAAUGACACCAAGACUGACUCCAGCGCCUCUGUCUGA
Molecule: messenger RNA, 418 nt
Organism: Pseudophryne corroboree (corroboree frog)
Lineage: Eukaryota; Metazoa; Chordata; Amphibia; Anura; Myobatrachidae
Product: pancreatic progenitor cell differentiation and proliferation factor B-like
Biological process (GO): cell differentiation; multicellular organism development
Source: RefSeq, a predicted model, not a curated record